AUGGCCUCGGAGACGGAGCCGAGUACACAAACAACCCAAGAACCCAGUCUCGCUUGGGACCAGUUCUUGGCGGCAGAGAAGAAGCGCACAGAGAAUUUCAGGACCUCCAGAAAGCAUCGCAAGACCAGAUCUGGAGAUAAGCAUGUGAAGCCAAGAGAAGAUGAGGCCGCAGCCACGGCCACGACCGUGGAAGUGACGCCGAAGAAGGAGGUCCCGAAGACGACUCCUGCGAAGAUUUCAGACUUCUUUUUCUAUCAGGUCCUCGGCAAAGGCGGUUUUGGAGAGGUACGUCUGUUGCGACAUAAGACAACACUAACCUGGCAUGCGGCGAAGAUACUACUGAAAUCUGAGGUGAUUAGCAAGGGCCAUGUGAGUCAUGUGAAUAAUGAGAGAGCAAUUCUGGCACUCUGUGACAUGCCCCUGAUUGUAAAGUUGAACCACGCCUUUCAGGAUGUCGCGCGUCUCUACCUAGUGAUGGAGUUUGUGCCGGGCGGUGACCUCUUUAUGCUACUUCGUAGUAUGCACAAAUUCAACGAAGAGGUUGCCAAUUUUUUCGGCUCACAGGUCUUCAUGGCUCUGGAAUACCUGCACGCGCUAAGGAUAAUUCAUCGUGACGUAAAACCAGAGAACAUUCUCAUUUCUAACAAGGGAUACCUCAAGCUGGCAGAUUUUGGAUUCGCAAAAAUCGUUGAGAAACGCACCUAUACCUUCUGCGGAACCCCUGAAUAUCUGGCUCCGGAAAUAAUUCUUCACCGUGGGUACGGACCCUCCGUCGACUGGUGGGCCUUCGGGAUCUUACUGUUUGAAAUGGUCAUUGGUCGAUCACCCUUUUAUAGUUCAGAUGUCGGAAAUAUCUACUCCAAGAUAGUCAAUGCAGACCUGUGCAUUCCUCCCUCUGCAAAACUGAGCGAGAGCCUCAAGCAUCUGAUUGGUAAUCUGUUGCAGAAAGAGGUCUCCAAACGGUACGGGUCUCUGCGCGAGGGAUCCUUCGAGAUCAGGAGGCAUGCAUGGUUCGCGGAUGUGGAUUGGUCAGCUCUGUUUCAUCAGAAGGUUGUCCCUCCCUAUGAUUACUUUGUUCCACCCUCCAAUCCAGAAGCCAAGGUCUCGGAACAGCACAUUCUUUACUUUGCCAACUUCAGCACCUAG
Molecule: messenger RNA, 1146 nt
Organism: Dibothriocephalus latus
Lineage: Eukaryota; Metazoa; Platyhelminthes; Cestoda; Diphyllobothriidea; Diphyllobothriidae
Source: the annotation of a GenBank genome assembly